GUGCAACACGGAGCUAUGACUUUUCUCAGGAUCAAACUUCUCACGCUUAACUUGUUAGAGUCGGAACAGAGACCGAGUAUGAAGCUACGAGUACAGGACCUCACCUGGAAUAUGUGACACUCUAACUUGUUUUUCGAGAAGGAUUCAAAUGAGAGGUUAUCUGUGUAGCUUUGUAUAUUGUCUAGCGGACUGACAUGAAGUUUAAAAUAAAUGGGUAGAUGAUUUGUUACUUCCUCCUUGAUGUUGCUGUAUAGUCUAUUAGAAUCUUAGACGGUUAUUUUUAUUGAGUGCUGAAUUCUGCGAGGAGAUUGAACGUUAAUUCAUUAUCAUGGAAGCUCUCAGACAGGCAAGAAAUUUAUACAUCAAAAGUCACGACUACGAGACAUCUCUUUCGGAUGUAGACAAGCCACAACUGAAAAGUGAUAUCCAACGGUUCAUUGCCAUUUCUCUUAAAGAGAGUGCUUUGCAGAACAUCUUUGCAAAUCCUUGUAUGCUCAAUGUUUUGAAUACUGCCUUGAGGGAUCGAGCAGCCAAUAACACGGAUUUGGCACCUGUGGUGAAAGCCUUUGAGAGUCUGGAGCGCUACAUUUUGUUGCUUGUGGAGCAACCAUGGAAACCAGAAUACAAAAAGCUGAAGAUGUAUGGUGGGUUUUACAAAACGAGAAUUAAGUCAGUUCUUCUGUACCCAGAGGAAAUCUUUUUCACCGCUGGCUACAUCGCAACCAAUGAUGACGUGAUGGUCCACAAGAGGCAGAUGGAUAAAGCUUCUUUGCUUUUGUUGGCAUUUGAUUGCAAAAUUGCUUCAGUGGAGUGCAAAACAAUUGCAGACCAUUAUAGUAAAGUGAAGAACAUUGGUCAAAGUCUUGGCUUCGUGGUGUCGGAAAGACUGGGCGAUGCAGGGAUAAGAGAGGAGAAUCUACUUGGCAGAGGGAAAGCUCCAGUGCCAGAGAUGGAUUUAUCUUGGCAGAAGGAAAUGAGGACUGCUGCACCUGCUCUGCCGAAACGAGACCCCAUCCAUCAUACUCGGUCCCACCAACAAAGAGCUUUUGAGUCGGCCUAUGCCACUGGUCUUGAAGCUGGCCUUGAUGGUGUCGAAUUGAGCCACAAACAGGGCAGCCGAUUCAACGGCAUGAGGCCGUAUCAAGACUUUGGUCAUUUAGAGCAAGUAAAGUCCCCUUUGCCUGCUUCCGAGUCUGUCCAGGACUCGUUUCCUUGUAUUGACACUGCCUUAGAGGAGAGAAUCCCAGAGCUGCCUCAAGGCACGUGUGAUGAACACAUGAGGGAAAGUUUGAAGUUUGUCUCCCAGGAGGAAGGGCCGAGGCACCCUCCGUCAACAUCUAGUCACACCUCGCAAGGUUUCAAGUCCAAUGACUGGAAGUGGUUCCGGGAGCUCCAGAAUAACGGUCACGUCCCCCGGAAUACCACAGCACCAGUGCCUGAGGGUCCCCAACUGUAUGGUCAGAUCGGUACCAGCAACCCACUGUCCGUGAACACUUACCCUCCGGCGGUCACUAACUACAAGCCCAGCAUGUACCCCAACGAUGAUGCUUCUCUUGACGAAGGUUUUCAGACGGAUCUGGGGGGGUCUUCACGCUUUUUGCAACCCUCUCUGCAAGGUUCUUUUUCUCAGGUGGCAGCCCCAGUCCAGCAAGUGCCUCAUGGGUACCAAGUGCCUCAUGCAGUUGACGCCACGUAUGGGCUGAAAGGGAUUCCUCCGCAACCCCAGGGCUCCUUCGGUCCCACGAUAUACACCCCUCCCGUUCUUGACGCAGAUUCUGCCAUGUUGUCGUAUGCUUCCAAGCAAGCUCGGGCCCCGCCUCCUAUCCCGUCAAGAGCGUUGAAACCUAUGCUGCAGACUAGGCCUAUGAGAGCGGAUAAUAUGUUGGAGAAUGCCAGUGUGACGGCGGCUUCUCUUCAGGCUGCAGACUUAAGUCGCAAAGUGUACGGCACUUUGAGUGCACCUACAUUACCCAACAUGAGACCUCCCGUACCUGUUCAGACGUCAGACACAGAACCGAUCACGCGCCGAGAUCGUUUUGGUGCAGGGGGUAAGUCCAACUCUCUCAAGUACGGGGAUGAAAAGACUUCUGCAGUGUACAAAGUGGCCCAAAGCCGGGCCGCCCGCAGUAUGGACAUGACCUUGAUCCAGUGGAAGUGCACGAAAUGCUCCAAUGUGAACAUGGCCUCCGAUGCUGUGUGCUCCGUCUGUACCCACAGCCGGCUGUCGACAACGAAAAAAUCUUGUCCGAGGUGCACAUUCGAUAACAGUGUUGAAAGUACGCAUUGUGGCCUCUGUCAUCAAGAGCUGGAAGACCAGUAUACCUACGUGUAGCGGUGUAUGAGACUAGUAUACCUACGUCUAGUGGUGUAUGAGCUAGAAGACCAGUAUACCUACGUUUAGUGGUGUUCCACGUGCUUGGAUUUAUAUCUGAGAUGUCUACUAACUCGAACAUAGCUGUAUGGUGUGCUGGGGGGCCUCAGCGAUGCCUUCUGGCUGGGGGGAAUACAUUAUACAGUGUGUGCCGCAUUCAACGAGAAGUCGGCUCCAACGAGGCUAUCCUUAAUACCCGAUUUUUCCCUCUAUAUCUCUUUGUAAGUGUACGUCGGCUCCAACGAGGUUGCGAACAGACCGAAGUCGCUUUCAACGAGGU
This is a messenger RNA of Aplysia californica (California sea hare), 2651 nucleotides long. RefSeq lists its product as uncharacterized. Gene Ontology annotation, cellular component: cytoplasm. The record is from RefSeq and is a predicted model, not a curated record. NCBI's taxonomy places the organism in Eukaryota, Metazoa, Mollusca, Gastropoda, Aplysiida, Aplysiidae.